UUGAGUUUUGAAGGAGAGCGAAGCGUGUCAAAGCGAGCUGCGAAGGGGGAGCGCGCAAGUCGGAGUACAUUAAUUAGACCGCAGCUCGUUUGAACACCGGCUUCCGUACACAAUACAGCUUAAACACAACUUAAGUGUACCGUUAAUAUAUACAUAAAAAAACCAGCCUUCCUGAAACAGCAGGUAUAUAUUUUUUAUGCCCCUUCAUUUCUCUCUUGUUCUUUCUCUAAUGAGAGUGAAGAAGUGGGUCUAGCGGCGCGGCGGGGGAGCUGAAUUUCACGCGUUCGCCUCAACUUUGUGGAAAUAUGUGAAGUGUGAUAAAUGCCACUGGAAAAUGGAGCAGUCGGCUACUCUGGACAUAGAGACUCUGAAGAUUACCCAGGAGCAGUUUAUUCUUGCAUCCCAGUCCCUGCACCUCCAACGACCAGGCUGCGAUGCCGUGUACCCGGUGGGUUUAUACGGGUGGAGAAAAAGAUGCCUUUAUUUCUUCCUGCUACUGCUCCUGGUCACCAUGAUAGUUAACCUGGCCCUCACCGUCUGGAUCAUAAAGGUUAUGAACUUCUCAGUGGAUGGAAUGGGAAACCUCAAGCUGAACCAGGAUGGGAUUCGCAUGGAGGGAAUCAGCGAGUUUCUUUUGCCUCUGUAUGUUAAUGAGAUUCAGUCCAGAAGGGACAGCUUGUUGGUCUUGCGGUCAGACAAGAACGUAACGCUGAAUGCCAGAAACGAACAAGGCCUGCUAACUGGUCAGCUCACAGUGGGUCCCGAGGCUGUGGAAGCCCAGUGUCAGAGGCUGGAGGUGCGCAGCAGAGACGGGGGCACACUUCUGUUCACUGCCGACGAGGAGGAGGUCAUCAUGGCAGCAGAAAAGUUCACAGUCACAGGCUCGGAAGGAGCCGUGUUCGGACAUUCAGUGGAGACUCCUCUGAUCCAGGCGAGGGCUUCUGAAGACCUGAAGCUCGAGUCUCCCACACGAACCCUGACCAUGGAGGCUCCCAGAGGGGUGGAAGUGAGUGCCGCUGAAGGGUCGCUGAAGGUCAGCGGUCGCAAGGAUCUACGGCUAGAGUCCACUGAAGGAGAGAUACUUUUAGAUGCCAACGCCGUUCAGUUUGGAGGCCUCCCGCUCGGCACCUACACAGCGUCGCCCAGGCAGGCCUCGCAGGAGCAGACCGUGUACGAGGUGUGCGUUUGUCCCAGUGGCAAGAUCUACCUCUCUCCCGCAGAGAGCAGCUCCACCUGCCAGGCCAUGAGCAACAUCUGCCUCUGGAGCUGACCUGGGAGCAGCGGCGGUUGAGCGGAGACAGUUAGAACAUCUGCUCUGGAGCUGCAGAGAGCGGGAUGGGUCUCUCCGAUGGUACAAAUGACAGAGUGGGACACUGAGAUGGAGCUGGUAAGAGAGACUGCAGUCAGGUCAGCACAGAAGCAUCCAGGUUGCUACCUGCAGUGCGUUGAAGGAGGUCAGGACUCUUCCACCAGUGGAAGUCGCGGCGGCUCUCUGAAAUCAGGAAUAUCCCACACGGAGAGGAGAGCCUCCAUCUCCUUAUUAGAUUCAGAGGACACGACUUUUAUUUUUCUACUCCAGGUUGAGUGCUGGCAGGCAGUGACUGUUUUUAUGAUAAGGAAGAAGAGGAGAGGUGGGGAUGGAUGAAACACAGGUGCCUUCAGCUUUAAAUGGCUUCAUUCUAAAACUGUCUGUGCAGCUGGAGUCAGACAUUAGCUGUAAUGGUAGAAAGUGGAGUAAGCACAAUGAUGUUUUUCCCUCUAAAAAUCCCAUAGACUGAAUAUAAAAGAUGGACAUAAUCACUGCAAAGCUGCUAACAGGUGUGUGAAGCCUUGAGUGUAGCUUUUUGAUGGUCACAUCUUUGUUAGAUCUAACAAACUGAGCAACACUGCACAAACAUACAAAAAAAACUUGCUAACUACACGCAUUACCCAGUUUGUCCUUGAUGGCACCAAUGGUGACGUUUGUUAAAGUAGCCCUGAAAAUACUGAUUGAGCCCAAAACAUGACAGAAAAUGGUUUAAUGUGUUCAUGAAGAGAGAAGUAGGAUCAUUUUCUCAUACAGUCGAGCUUCUUUCGCAACAAGAUGAGUCGCCCUCUGCUGGUCAUUAAAGAAAAUGCAGGUU
Messenger RNA from Pundamilia nyererei, 2123 nucleotides. Its product is annotated as zeta-sarcoglycan-like. Bases 335 to 1270 code for a protein of 311 amino acids. NCBI's taxonomy places the organism in Eukaryota, Metazoa, Chordata, Actinopteri, Cichliformes, Cichlidae. Gene Ontology annotation, biological process: heart contraction; cardiac muscle tissue development. The transcript is spliced from 8 exons. Gene Ontology annotation, cellular component: sarcolemma; sarcoglycan complex. The record is from RefSeq and is a predicted model, not a curated record.